Messenger RNA from Lampris incognitus (smalleye Pacific opah), 1848 nucleotides. Its product is annotated as oocyte zinc finger protein XlCOF6-like. The record is from RefSeq and is a predicted model, not a curated record. NCBI's taxonomy places the organism in Eukaryota, Metazoa, Chordata, Actinopteri, Lampriformes, Lampridae. The transcript has a single exon. Bases 1 to 1848 code for a protein of 615 amino acids.
AUGCAAAUAACAGCAUUUAUUUUGUUUUCCCUCUAUCCAGACUUUGUACAGUUAUCUGAUCAGCAGCAUCGUGAGCAGGAGAAGAGCCCCAGUCUAGCCAAGGAAGAACAACAGGAACUCUGGAUCACUCCACAUGAAGACCAACUUACAUUGCAGGAGGUAGCUGAUACCUCUGAGUCUAUAUUUACCCCUCUUUGUGAUGGAAAUGACGAUGAUACAGAUCAUCCUCUGCCCUUGCAACUCUACCAAACCCAGAAAGAGGAAAACACAAAUCCCCCAGCUGUCACCUCAUUUGAACUGAUACAACUGGAUGCCAAAGAAGACAACUUUUUAAUAUCAGAACCAACAAGUGAUCACCAUACCCCCUCUAACUGCUGUCAUGUCACUGAUAGUGAAGCUGACCCUAAUUGCAGUCGCCAGAACUGUGAGGAAGCAGGUUCAACUCGUAAAGCAAAGCUGAAACCUAAAAAAAAACCGUACGAGUGCAAGAUUUGUGGGAAAGUGCUUUAUAAUUUUGAAAUUUUCAAAAUUCACUUGACAUUUCACACAGGGGAAAAGCCUUUCAAAUGUACCACUUGUGGGAGAGAUUUUACCUGGAAGUAUAACAUGGAGAGGCAUACAAAGACACAUGUAGGGGAAAAGCCAUUCAGAUGCACCAUGUGCGGGAAAAUGUUUACCUAUGAGUCAAGUUUUCAAAGGCACAUAAGGACUCAUACAGCAGAGGAGCCAUUCAGAUGCACCACUUGCGGGAAAAUGUUUCCCCACAAGUCAAGUUUUCAAAGGCACAUAAGGACUCAUACAUGGCUGAACUCAUUCAGAUGCACCACGUGCGGAAAAGUGUUUACCCAGAAGUCAUAUUUGCGAAUGCAUGUGAGGAUUCAUACAGGGGAGAAACCAUUCAGAUGCACCACAUGCGGGAAAAUGUUUACCCAGAAGUCGAGCUUACAAAUGCACGCAAGGACUCAUACAGGGGAGAAGCCAUUCAGAUGCACCACGUGCGGGAAAAUGUUUACCUACAAGACAAAUUUACAAAUGCACGCAAGGACUCAUACAGGGGAGAAGCCAUUCAGAUGCACCACGUGUGGGAAAAUGUUUACCCUCAAGUCAAAUUCACAAAGGCAUUUAAGGACUCAUACUGGGGAGAAGCCAUUCAGAUGCACCACUUGUGGGAAAACGUUUACCCAGAACUCAUAUUUGCAAAUGCACAUAAGGACUCAUACAGGAGAGAAGCCAUUCAGAUGCAGCACGUGUGGAAAAAUGUUUACCCAGAAUUCAAGUUUACAAAGGCAUGUAAGGACUCAUACAGGGGAGAAGCCAUUCAGAUGCAUCAGGUGCGAGAAAAUGUUUUCCCACAAGUCAUAUUUGCAAAUGCACAUGAGGACUCAUACAGGGGAGAAGCCAUUCAGAUGCACCACGUGCGGGAAAAUGUUUACCCAGAAGUCAAAUUUACAAAUGCAUGUAAGGACUCAUACAGGGGAGCAGCCAUUCAGAUGUACCACGUGCGGAAAAAUGUUUACCCAUAAGUCAAAAUUGCAAAUUCACCUAAGGACUCAUACAGGGGAGAAGCCAUUCAGAUGCAGCACGUGCGGGAAAAUGUUUACACUGAAGUCAAAUUUUCAAAUGCAUGCAAUGAUUCAUACAGGGGAGAAGCCAUUCAGAUGCACCGUGUGCAAGAAAAUGUUUACUCGGAAGGCAAAUUUACAAAGGCACGUAAGGAUUCAUACAGGGGAGAAGCCAUUCAGGUGCAACUGUGGAAAUGGGUUCACCUCAAAAUGGCGUCUGAAACAGCAUGUCAUGAUCCACACAGGUGAGAGGACUCACAUGUUUCUGCAAAAAGAAGUUAACUGA